This is a messenger RNA of Auxenochlorella protothecoides, 195 nucleotides long. Its product is annotated as Translation initiation factor IF-1, chloroplastic. Gene Ontology annotation, biological process: translational initiation. The annotation marks the transcript as partial. NCBI's taxonomy places the organism in Eukaryota, Viridiplantae, Chlorophyta, Trebouxiophyceae, Chlorellales, Chlorellaceae. The transcript has a single exon. Gene Ontology annotation, molecular function: translation initiation factor activity; RNA binding; ribosome binding. Gene Ontology annotation, cellular component: cytosol. The record is from RefSeq and is a predicted model, not a curated record.
UUAGAGAUGGAAGGUGUGAUAACCCAAUGUUUAUCUAAUGGUCUUUUUAGGGUUAAAUUAAAAGAUAAUGGGGUUUUAAUAUUAGCACACAUUUCGGGCAAAAUUCGACAAAGAUAUAUUCGAAUAUUAUUAGGAGAUCGGGUUAUUGUGGAAUUAAGCCCAUAUGAUUUAAAACGUGGGCGUAUUACUCAUCGC